ACGGCUCAAGUCCUGGGCUGCACGUUGUAUGUGCUUGGCCAGUAAGCGGACAAUACGGACCGGGUUCAAGAGUGCUUNNUACUAUGUUCUCGUCGUUCUAUGUGUUUUCGCGAAGAAGGCAGAUUGGAUAAAGAAUGCUUGUCUGGCUGCUGUUCUACUUUUUCCGGCGGUUGCUGCUCUCCAUGGUAUCACACUUGCAGCUCUACAUGUUGAUGAUAUGGACAUAUAUGGAGCUUUCCAGUUAUGCUCUCUGGGUAUUCUAGCAGCACCAGCGACCGUCAAAAACUCACGGACAUAUUUCCUGGAUCCCGGUCGAAACAUCAUCUUUCUCUGGACUGUCCUUAUCCUUUCUGGUAGGAAUACACAUCCUNGUCUACUGAGCCUGGCUGUCGAGUUCUUUCGCACCAAGACGCAGGUCUGCAAGUCAAACACUGGAAGUCUUGUAUCCCUCACGAACUUCAACUAUGGGGUAACCGACUGUGGUUUGGUCUGUACUGUCGAAUCGGGUCCGAAAUCUCCGAUGCGCAGAGAUGCAGCAAACAACAUCUAUGUGAUACCUGCACCAACUCGACUAACCUUCGGCACUGUGACACUGCUCUGCGCUGCAUGUUGUAUUCCGGCUAUCCUAACGCUCAUAUCCAUGUGGAACAAAAUCCUCGAGAUCAACUGGAAGUCACGCCAUGGAAGAGAAACUGAGAAGGACCCAGAAGAAAAGAAGGUGAAGGAUAUUAACAGUCUCAUCAAGCGCUUGUUGAACGUCAUCGAAGCCCCGUUAUUCGGUGUCGCGGUAGUGGUCAUUCUCAUCCUCGGCGAGAUCAAUCUGUUCAGUCGACAAGUCAGAUUCCAGACAGAACCUAUUGCCAGUAUCGGUCAAUGGGCACCAAUCGUUGGAACAGGACUCGCCAUGAUGGGAUCUCUCGUCGUAUAUGUGACAUCGACAUCUGCUGAAUCUGAGACUGAGUCCGUCACUGGCCAGCCUCAUGAUGGCACAGACGAAAACUCCAUCUCUAGUUCAUCUCGUCCUGAAAGCGUUCGCCCAGAUACUCAUGACUCUACUCACAGCAGGAUGAAGUCCAACGCUUUGACACAUGUCAACACAGCUGGUACCGGUCUGACAGACAGACCGGCAGAUAGAGGAGGACGACGUAAAGUGUCCGAUUUCUUGCACAAGGUCGGCGAUUACAUGGGCACCCCUGGUAAGGGUCGUUUCGACAAUCCGUCUUCAAGGCGCGACUACCACAACUAUCCAACAAUUCCUGGUCAAGAAUUUCGAGACGGGGAUCUGACGAGCACGGAGCGACGAUAUACUUCAGGACGCCUAUCAAGAUCAGCUAGUCGUGCUUCAGAUAUGCGGAUUGCUAUUCCAUCUUCAGACGAUCAUACACAUCGGCGGUCACGGUCUGACUCAAUGGGAGCAAGAUCGAUCGACAUCCAAGAUCCUGUCUCGCCCCUCGCAUAUGCAACUCCAGCAAUAACGACUCGUGAUCGAAGUAAUACUCUGGAGGUACCUACCCCAGCUCACUUAUCCACCCGA
Molecule: messenger RNA, 1534 nt
Organism: Aureobasidium vineae
Lineage: Eukaryota; Fungi; Ascomycota; Dothideomycetes; Dothideales; Saccotheciaceae
Source: the annotation of a GenBank genome assembly